AUGCGGUAUGGAAGCGUACGGCGAAGGAAGCCCCGAAAAAAGUCCAAGAAGGGUCCUGUGGGUUUCGCACGUCAUGUGAAUGAUACUCCGAUCCCUGACUACCAUCCACUCACCUACAAGCAGGUAGGUUGGAACCGAUUUGAGAUCACUACUCGAGUAGUUCUGCGAAUAUCUGCACUCUCACAAGGUCGGCAGGCAUGAGCUCUUCAAUGUCAAGCUCUCAACUGCUGUUCUGGAGGCAUUAACACCUGGCGAAAUAGCAGACCUGAAAGCUCUCUUUGACCAACAGGACGCAAACAAUGACGGGUAACUCUCGGCAAGGCGCCUAUAAAACUUGGUCUACAGCCUCAUCACUCUCCAUCAAUUCACGCAGGCCCUGAACAUUCUCAAUCUCUCAGCAGAACAGGAACUGCAGGAGACCCUCUAUCGACAGUACUGCCUGCCGGGAAGGUAACCUACUAAUUACUCCAGUUAGUCUGCACACUCUAAGUCUCCUAGAUAUCGACGGCUUUCUGAGCACCGUGACGAAAUUGCAGGGUACACAACAUGACAUAAUGGACGAGAUCAGAGCAGUCUUCAACCGAAUGCUAAUAGGUGGUGGGUCCCAGCCUUAGAGUAAUUCUUUAAGGAAAAUGAAGUGCUCACCGUAUCGAAAGACUUGAUCGACUGACGUUUCGAAGAGCUGCGGCGGCUCUCCAUUAUAAAAGCUUCUAGUGUAAAAUCAAUCAGAAUUUUGAAUGGACAGCCGGAUUAGUUGGCCGUGGGUUGAUCGAUUGUCUUCUUCUUUCGCUGCCUUAGCUUACUGGCCAUCGACUGUGAGUGUUGGUGGCCUCCUGUAUUGUGUGUCGUCACCUCAAUUGGAGUUAGUUGCGUUUGCGGUCCCAUUUUUGGCUGAAUUGGUCGACAGGCCGUGUUUGCUCGGUAUUCUUAGGCUCCGUAUGACUAUCUUGCCUUCGCCACGGCGUAUGUAAUGACGUCGGACUUUAAAAGGCCGAAGGAUGGUCUAGAUGCCUGUUGAUGGUGUUGGCAUCUGAGUACCAAGCCUCAAGUGUGAGACGCUCUGUCCUUGAGGUGUCCCUGCCUAAGAUGGCUGUUCCUUGAAAAUCAAAACUGUGACCAGUUUCCCCGAUGUGAGCCGCAAGCUGUGAGUUUUGACCUAGUCUACGAGUUGCCAGUUUGUGCACAUGUAGGCGGGUCAGCAAUUUCCGUCCGGAUUCCCCAACGUGGUUGCAGUCUCCAUCGUUACAACGUAUUUGGUAGACAACUGCUGAGGUUUCAGUGGGUGGCAGUAUGUCUUUGGGUUGCAUCAAACGGCGACGAAUUGUUGCCUGGGGUCGAUGGGCAAUGCCUACCCUGGCGGGCUGUAACAGUCGUGAAACUGCCUCGGAGACUCCUUUAAUGUAAGGGAUAGCCCUCCAGACUUCGGGUUGUUCUUGUGGCCGUCGUCUGUUGACUCGGCGCCUGCUUUGUUUUAUGAAGUAGCUUGGGUAUCCAUUGAUUCGAAAGAGGUCAAUAAGGUAUUGUCGUUCAAAUCUUUUGUCGGCAGUGUGCUUCAACUCGUUGGAAUGGAGUAUGGAUACGGCCGCGUUUGUGGGAGAGGGGGACGCAAACGCAACUAACCUCAAUUGAGGUGACGACACACAAUACAGGAGGCCACCAACACUUGCAGGCGAUGACCAGCAGGCCAAGGCAGUGAAAGAAGAUGAAAAUCGAUCAGCCCAAGGUAAACUAAUCCGGCUGCCCAUUUAAAAUUGUGAUCGACCUUUCACUAGACGCUUUUAUAAUAGAGAGCCGCCCCAGCACUUGGAAACGUCAGCCGAGCAAAUCCCUCGAUCCGGUGAGCACUUCAUUUUCCUCAGAUUAUCAACCCGGAUAUUUUACUUCGGCUUACCUGAAUUAUUCUUUAAAUUUAGAUGAUGAAGAUGGCCUCUCGUUAAAGGACCUUACGGAGCUCUGUGAAAGCAUGGGUCUUAACUACUCUAAUGAGGAGCUGAAUGAGAUGUUCCAGGCCGCCGAUACAAACAACAGUGGCACUGUGGAACUGGAUGAAUUCACCAGUAUCAUGUUGAAAACCAAUCUCUUUCGUGAUUUGGCAAAAUAA
Messenger RNA from Spirometra erinaceieuropaei, 2101 nucleotides. NCBI's taxonomy places the organism in Eukaryota, Metazoa, Platyhelminthes, Cestoda, Diphyllobothriidea, Diphyllobothriidae. The record is from the annotation of a GenBank genome assembly.